AUGACUCCCUCCGUCAGCCUGCUCCUCCUGCUCCUGCUCGGCCUCUCUCAGGCCUUCCCUCUCAUGGAGGAAGGAAGUGGAGCUGAUGUGGACAAAGAAGACAGCGCCGACAUCGGCACCAUGAUUCUGACCAUCAACAACGCCACCAAUGAGAUCCUGCUGGAGGGAGACCUUUUGGUUCCCAGACGCAGAAACGCCAUGAUGUGCUGGUCCCAGAACUGUCUGUGGAGGAAAGCCUCCAACGGCCUCGUGAUGAUCCCCUUCACCGUGAGCAGCGAGUUCAGCAGCUGGGAGAGGCAGCUGAUCGAUUACGCUAUGCAGACCUACCACAGCUACACCUGCCUCCGCUUCGUCCCCCGCCAGGACGAGUACGACUACAUCAGCAUCGAGAACCAUGCCGGCUGUUUCUCGGCUCUGGGCAGAGCGGGAGGCAGACAGGUGCUAUCUCUCAACAGGCAGGGCUGCCUCUACCACGGCAUCAUCCAGCACGAGAUCAACCACGCUUUGGGCUUCCAGCACGAGCAGACCAGGAGCGACCGCGACAGCUACGUCAGGAUCAACUGGGAGAACAUCGGGCCGCAGAUGGCCUACAACUUCUACAAGCAGAGCACCAACAACCUCAACACUCCCUACGACUACUCCUCCAUCAUGCACUAUGGAAGAACGGCCUUCUCCAUCCAGUAUGGCAAGGACUCCAUCACCCCUAUCCCCGACCCCAACGUCCACAUCGGCCAGAGGCAGGGCAUGUCCUACUGGGACAUCAUGAGGAUCAACAUGCUGUAUGAAUGCUAA
Plectropomus leopardus (leopard coralgrouper) is the source of this 792-nucleotide messenger RNA. Its product is annotated as high choriolytic enzyme 1-like. NCBI's taxonomy places the organism in Eukaryota, Metazoa, Chordata, Actinopteri, Perciformes, Serranidae. Gene Ontology annotation, molecular function: zinc ion binding; metalloendopeptidase activity. The record is from RefSeq and is a predicted model, not a curated record. Gene Ontology annotation, biological process: proteolysis.